GGAAAAUGCAGUUUUUAUUAGUUUCCCGAAAGUUGACAUUGUUGGACUCCCUUUUAACAUUCAUUGAUUCAAUUUUUUUAAAAGCUUUGUCAUCAUAUAAUCCAACAAGUUAAAACAUGUAACAGCAACAAUGAGAUGUGUUUUUAAUAUAUUUUUUGUAUUCCGUGCAAUCUUUAAACAGUAUAUAUUUCAAUCAAGUUGCAUUUUUAUAAAUGGACAAUAAAAAUCAAUAUUUCACAGAACAAACAGAAACUCUAAAAUCUACGAACAAUAAAAUUAAAAAAGAUGUAAUACACGAAAAUAUUUGCGAAGUUUUUCUGAACAACCUUCAACAACCAGAUUCCUAUUUUGAAAGCUUAUUUGUUGAAAGCGACAAUAUACAUUCAAAAAACGACGUUAUACAUUCAAAAAGCGAAGUUAUACAUUCAAAAAGCGAUGCUAUACAUUCAGACGUUAUGCAUUUAAAACCAGUCAUAACCCAAGUAAACAGUUCGCCCUUUUCAGUUUCAAAAAUUAAUUUAAACUUGAGCAAUCUAGUCUCUUUGGAAGAAAUAAAAAACUCUAACUUGAAAAAAUCCAAUAGUAAAGAAAAUGAAAUUCAAUUUAAACUAUUAUCGAAAGAAAUUGAACAAAUAAAACUUUUACUUAAUGAACUCUUCUCCGAAAGAAAUAAAGAAAUUGUAACUACACGAGAUGUCGGAACUAUAACCGUCGAUCAAGUAAAAGAUACAAAAACUCGCAUCAAAAUAAAUAUUGGCGGUGUUACUCACGAGACGUAUCGCAGCACUUUAAAAAACAUUCCUGACACAAGACUUAGUUGGAUUGCUGAAGAAAGCGCAAUUCAGUCACCAGAGUACGAUCCUGUUGCAGGUGAAUUUUUUGUGGAUAGAAACUCUCAUGUUUUUUCUCAUAUUUUAAACUAUUACAGGACAGGGUAUUUGCAUGUACCUUACGAUGUUUGCGGACCACUCUAUGAAGAAGAGUUGCAAUACUGGGGUAUAGAUGACUCUCAAAUUGAACCUUGUUGCUGGCUUAACUAUAGACAACAUAGAGAUGCACAGGAGACAUUAAAAGAAUUUCAAGGUUUAGACAUUGAAGAUAAUUGCGACGAUGAGUUUGAAUUCGAUCUUGUACGUCAUGGUUACAAAUUUGAAGAAUCAACAGGAAUUAAUCAAAGUUUAUCCAUUUUUCAGAAAUGGCAGCCGUUUAUGUGGCGCUUUUUUGAAGGUCCUUAUUUAUCAAGAAAAUCAAAGAUGUGCGCUGGAAUAAGUAUUAUUUUAAUAAUAUUUUCGGUUCUGAUGUACUGCAUCGAGACAAUGAAAAUCUUCUCCGAUAAUACGUCAAAAAAUGUGCUGUUGAUCUUAGAAGGCUUAUGCGUUUUGUACUUUACGACAGAAUUUCUACUGAGAUUUUUAUUUUGUCCUAACAAGUUUUCUUUUAUAAAAGGAAUUAUGAAUUGGAUUGAUUUAUUUUCCAUCAUUCCUUUCUAUCUGCAACUCAUUCUCGGAAAUUAUACAAGAAUACACAGUUUUUUGCAAUUGUUACGCAUCAUCAGAGUUUUUCGAAUAAUUAAACUAGCUAAACACAGCAUAGGUUUGCAAAUCCUUGGUCACACGUUAAAAGCAUCGUUCAGACAAUUACUCUUACUAAUAUUUUUUCUUGCAAUCAAUAUUGUUAUUUUUUCAAGUUUAGUUUAUAAUUGUGAAAAAGAUGAACCAGAUACUGGUUUUAAUAGUAUUCCAAGCACAUUUUGGUGGGCUGUUAUAACAAUGACAACUGUUGGUUACGGAGAUAUGGUCCCGAAAACAUGGUUAGGAAAGACAAUUGGUGGACUUUGUGCAGUAAGUGGCGUACUUAUGAUUGCAUUGCCUGUUCCUGUUAUUGUCAACAAUUUUAAUUUGUUUUACUCUCACGCUCAAGCAAGACUAAAACUUCCAAAAAAAAAACGUCGCAUGCUUUGCGGAGCAGCAAAUGUUUUAAAAAGUAAUCGUAUCGCACCACAUCAAACUUUUAGAGAUGAAAAAUUAUUUUCUCAAAUAGAACUACCAUCUUCUGAAGAUGACCACGGAAGUGUAGCUAAAAGUAAAUCGCCGAGUUCAAUAUGUAAGAAACAUUCUAACGUUUUGAAAGACACAAACUGCGUUAAUGCAGAAAAAAAUGAAUUUUAUUCACCAUUAUUUACUUAUCCUCGGUCAACUUUACCAGUAAUUGAGAAUUCCUAAAAUAUUUUUGUAUGAUUUUUUAACCCUAUACUGGAAAGUCAAUUAACUACAAA
Hydra vulgaris (swiftwater hydra) is the source of this 2275-nucleotide messenger RNA. RefSeq names its product potassium voltage-gated channel subfamily C member 1. Gene Ontology annotation, biological process: potassium ion transmembrane transport; protein homooligomerization. Lineage: Eukaryota; Metazoa; Cnidaria; Hydrozoa; Anthoathecata; Hydridae. Gene Ontology annotation, molecular function: protein binding; delayed rectifier potassium channel activity. Gene Ontology annotation, cellular component: voltage-gated potassium channel complex; membrane. The record is from RefSeq and is a predicted model, not a curated record.